This is a messenger RNA of Brenthis ino (lesser marbled fritillary), 1269 nucleotides long. The record is from the annotation of a GenBank genome assembly. Lineage: Eukaryota; Metazoa; Arthropoda; Insecta; Lepidoptera; Nymphalidae.
AUGAAGUGCGAGGUCACGAUGUUGACUGUUAUACCUCUGUUGUUACGCGUAGUGCACGCCAGUCGGGUCCACGCUGUUAGCUUUCUGUCCAAUGCCACGUACCAAGAAAUGGAGUGGAAAGCUGAGUCUAGUUUAUCUCUUCGUGACAUUUUACCAGUGAAGGCAAAGUAUUAUGACAAAAACAGAGCUCCCAAACUGUCGGGACAACCCACGAUAGUGUACUUCCACGUGACUGUGUUGUCAUUAGACUCUAUAAAUGAAGAGAGUAUGACUUACGUAGCAGACGUCUUUCUCGCGCAAUCAUGGAGGGACCCGCGGCUUCGCUUGCCAGAAAAUAUGCACGAAGAGUACAGAAUCCUGGACGUGGACUGGCUCAACAAAAUCUGGAGACCAGAUUGUUUCUUUAAGAACGCGAAAAAGGUUACAUUCCACGAAAUGAGUAUACCCAACCACUAUCUAUGGCUGUAUCAUGACAAAACUCUGCUUUACAUGUCCAAAUUGACGUUGGUAUUGUCUUGUGCAAUGAAGUUCGAGUCGUAUCCCCACGACACACAGAGCUGCUCUAUUAUGAUAGAAAGUUUAUCACAUACAGUCCACGACUUAGUUUUCAUUUGGAACUUGACAGACCCAUUAGUGGUAAACCCCGACAUAGAACUGCCGCAGCUCGAUAUAUCCAAUAAUUACACGUCUGAUUGUACUAUUGAAUAUUCUACAGGUAACUUCACUUGUUUAGCUGUGGUCUUCAAUCUUCGUCGGCGUUUGGGCUACCAUCUCUUCCACACUUACAUUCCAUCAGCAUUAAUCGUAGUUAUGUCUUGGAUCUCUUUUUGGAUAAAACCGGAGGCCAUACCUGCGCGAGUUACAUUGGGUGUAACCUCGCUUUUGACUUUAGCAACACAAAACACGCAGUCCCAACAAAGCUUACCGCCUGUGUCGUACGUCAAAGCGAUAGAUGUGUGGAUGUCAUCUUGUUCUGUUUUCGUUUUCCUCUCUUUAUUUGAGUUUGCUGUGGUCAACAACUACAUGGGACCUGUCGCUACAAAAGCCAUGAAAGGAUAUUCUGAUGAAGAUUUGAGUAGAGAGUUAGAUGCUUAUAAGCAUAUAUUCCCGAACUCUGUGGACCCUCGCGCCAGCACGUCCGCGUCACUCCCGCAGUACGACACCUUCUGUAAUGGCAGAGAGACUGCUGUGUACAUCGACCGCUUCUCCCGUUUCUUCUUCCCGUUCUCAUUCUUCAUACUAAACGUUGUAUAUUGGUCUACGUUUUUG